UAGGGAUCGUUGCAGUACGAACGUUCACACGCAGUACGUUCGCGGCCGCUGUUACGAUUACCGCAGUCAUGGUGAAGGCGAUCUGUGUGUUGAAGGGGACCGGCGAAGUGCACGGGGUGAUCCGCUUCGAGCAAGAGGCAAGCGGUAAUGAGCCUGUCAAGAUUGAGGGAAAAAUCGAAGGACUGACAGCUGGAGAACACGGCUUUCAUAUUCAUGCGUUUGGCGAUAACACUAACGGCUGUAUAAGUGCCGGACCGCACUUUAACCCACACAACAAGACUCAUGGCGGACCAGCCGACGAAGAAAGGCAUGUUGGAGAUCUUGGAAAUAUUACUGCCGGUGAAGAUGGAGUGGCUAACAUCGAGUUUACCGAUAACAUUAUCUCACUUACUGGUCCCUUCUCUAUUAUUGGACGCACCACUGUGGUCCAUGAGAAGAAAGAUGACCUGGGCAAAGGUGGAAAUGAUGAGAGCAAGGUGACUGGGAACGCUGGUGGCAGACUGGCUUGUGGCGUGAUCGGGAUUGCUCAGUGACCCGUGGGCAUUACUAUACCUUGAAUGCACUUAGUUUUGUGGCCUGGCCUAACUUGUUUCCGCUCAUAUGCAGUUCAUUUUAAGACAUUUCUGUUGCAUUUGUCUGUUUGAAUACUACACUUUGUGACUAGAAAGUGCUGUCAACCACAAAACAAAUACUGCACCGUUUUAUAUAAAAAUGUGUUUAAACC
Spea bombifrons (plains spadefoot toad) is the source of this 724-nucleotide messenger RNA. It is a transcript of the gene SOD1, whose product is annotated as superoxide dismutase 1. Lineage: Eukaryota; Metazoa; Chordata; Amphibia; Anura; Pelobatidae. The record is from RefSeq and is a predicted model, not a curated record. The transcript has 5 exons. Gene Ontology annotation, cellular component: nucleus; cytosol; peroxisome. Gene Ontology annotation, molecular function: superoxide dismutase activity; copper ion binding. Gene Ontology annotation, biological process: removal of superoxide radicals. Bases 69 to 533 code for a protein of 154 amino acids.